UUGAAAAUCUGAGAGCGCAUCAGAUGGACGGACAGACAAAGCAAGAGAACCGACGAGUGUUAAUAUGGUGCUGUUCACCACUAAGUUUGUCCAGAGAGCUUCGCUCUUUGUGUCCUUCGGAGGUUUAAUCACAACGUUUAUUACAACCUUCCUGCCACUAUGGAAGACGAUGAACUCCGAUUUGAAUGAGAUGGAGAACUGGUAUGAGGGUCUCUGGCACAUGUGUAUCUACACGGAGGAAGUUGGAUUGCACUGCAAAGCCUUCGAGUCUUUCUUGGCCCUGCCACCAGACACUUUAGCUUCACGGGUUCUCAUGUGCAUUUCCAUUGCGACGGGAUUUCUCGGUGUAGCGGCUGCUUUUUUUGGACUCCAGGGUGUUGAGAUUGGUGCCGGGCGGGAGAGGAUGAAGAGGGCUCUGCUUAUCCUCGGUGGAGUGUUUAUCGUUGUGUCAGGGAUCACGACCCUCGCACCCGUUUCAUUGAUGGCGUACAUAAUGGUAGUGAAAUUCUGGGAUGAGAAUCUUCCUGAUGUGAUGCCCAGAUGGGAGUAUGGAGAGGCCAUGUUUUCUGCCUGGUUUGCUGGACUUCUGUUAGUUGUCGGAGGGGCUUUUCUCUUUGUUGCCGUCUGCAUGGGCGAUCAUGAAGAAAAGCUGCAAAAUAAGAUCCUCGCUCGUAAUCGAGAACAGCGGCCGAGAACCCAGUAUUACCGAAAGACGGAAAUCUUAUAGCUUCGAUUUCAUCUUAAGGCUGGAAAAUUCAAGAAUGCAACUCAGCGUAACUAAAUAAAAAAAAGGCCGGACUUGUUAUGAAAUAUUGAAUUUGUUUGAAUUAAGAGGAGUUAUAGUACUUGCAU
Molecule: messenger RNA, 852 nt
Organism: Rhinichthys klamathensis goyatoka
Lineage: Eukaryota; Metazoa; Chordata; Actinopteri; Cypriniformes; Leuciscidae
Gene: cldn26
Product: claudin 26
Exons: 1
Coding region: 65-727 (220 amino acids)
Biological process (GO): cell adhesion; bicellular tight junction assembly
Cellular component (GO): bicellular tight junction; plasma membrane
Molecular function (GO): structural molecule activity
Source: RefSeq, a predicted model, not a curated record